Molecule: messenger RNA, 1239 nt
Organism: Thyridium curvatum
Lineage: Eukaryota; Fungi; Ascomycota; Sordariomycetes; Thyridiales; Thyridiaceae
Exons: 5
Coding region: 1-1239 (412 amino acids)
Source: RefSeq, a predicted model, not a curated record
AUGGCCGUACCUCCGAUGAAGAAUGCGACCCCGUUCGCGACCGAGGCCUUCACACUUUUGGGGGUCGGUAUCUGCGUGGUUGCGCUGCGCACAUACUCCCGCAUUGGUCAGGUUGGCAUCCGCAAAUUCCAGCCUGACGAUUACCUCAUGCUUGUCGCCGCGUGUAUUUAUACAAUCGAGACAACAAUGGCCUACGAAGUGAGUGUUAAGUGGCACGGCAUCGCCAACAACGCCAUGACGGAGACACAAAGGGCGUGGCUGAUCAGCGCCGAGGAUGGAUGGGAGUACCAGUCCAGAGUGUCGGGCUCAAAGCUCCAGGUUGCUUUGUGGCUCAUUUACACACUGCUCCUCUGGAUCCUCAAAGCGGCGAUGUGUGUCUUCUACAUCCGCCUGACCGAUGGCCUGGACUACUCGCGGCGUAUCAACUUUGGUUUCAUCUUCAUCAUAUGCAGCUGGAUCACGGUGGUGUUUGUCAUCCUGCUGGGGUGCUUUCCGCUUCAUCAAAAUUGGCAGAUCUACCCCAAUCCCGGCAGGCACUGCCAGCCUGCCGAGUCGCGAGCCAAUUUAUUUGUCACGCUGACUCUCAACGUUCUCACGGACAUCUACCUCAUGACAAUUCCUAUACCGAUGGUUUGGACCGCGAGGCUCCGGCCAGCGCGGAAGGCAGGGUUAAUCCUGCUCUUUUCCGGAGGCUUGUUCGUCAUGGGAGCUGGAGUCAUGCGAUGUGUCGAGAUCAUUUACAACCCUGCCACAGACGCGCUCCAGACCUCCUCUUGGGGAUGCAGGGAGACGUUUAUCGCAAUCGUCACGACGAACAUGCCCAUGGUAGUCCCGCUGUUGCGGAAAUGGUUCGGGCCAUACCUGACGAAAUUGGGCAUCCUGACGUCUCGGAGGGCCGGGACCUAUCCCGAAUCACCCAGACGCCCCCCUACAGGUCUGCCAGACCUCGAGCUGGGCAAUCACACUUAUGUGGUCCACGGCCGAUGGGAUGGCCAGCCAAGCCCUCGAUUCCGAAGAAACACAGACGGAGAGUCGAUCCAGGAGCCGGCCCAGGACACAACCGACGACUCGAUCCAGGAGCAGUCGCCCCGCAUGGACACUCCGCUUGGUGGGAUUAGGAAGACCGUGACUUACAGGGUCGAGGAUGAGGAUAUGCUACACGGAAGUGCCAGGAGGGGAUCAGCGCUGGGAAAUAGCACGUUCAUCACUGCACAGCGAAGCUAUUUCCAAUUCGAUUGA